CAACAUUUAAUUGGUUUAAGGUUGGAAUUCUAGUUCCAGAGUGGUUUCAUUAGCUAUGGAAGUUAUUUACUUGAGAUGAAAAGGAAACAGCUUUCAAGCGUCUAGUUCUUCAUUAUAUCAAUGGAAGUCUUUGCCAUUCUUCUUCUUUGCUCCUUUUUAUUUGCUAAUCUUACUAUAUCCACAGCAGUGGACACCUUGAAUGCAACUGAAAUACUUAAAGAUGGCGACACUAUAGUUUCAGCCGGUGGAAGAUUUGAGCUAGGGUUCUUCAGUCCAAGUAAUUCAACCAAGAACAAGUACCUGGGAAUUUGGUACAAACAAAUACCACUCAAAACUGCAGUAUGGGUAGCCAACCGAGAAUCCCCCCUCAAUGAUUCAUCAGCUGUUUUGAAACUCACCAGUCAAGGGAUUUUAAUCCUUCAGAUUCAUAAUGGAACCACCAUUUGGCGUUCAAACAUAUCGAGACCGGCUCGGAAUCCGUCUGCAAAGCUGUUCGAUUCAGGAAACUUGGUCGUGAAAGACGAAAAUGAGAGAAAUCCGGAGAAUUUCUUGUGGCAAAGCUUUGACUAUCCAUGUGAUACAUUGCUUCAAGGGAUGAAGCUUGGGAGGGACUUAGUCAGAGGCCUGGAUCGACCCCUGUCAUCCUGGAGAACUCCUGAUGAUCCUGCUCCAGGUAAUUUUACAUAUCGGUUCGAAGUCGGAGGUUUUCCGGAACUUAUACUUCGAGAAGGUUCCGUCAUCCGGUUCCGGCCUGGUCCUUGGAACGGUAUACGGUUUAGCGGCACACCUGAGCUAAAACCGAACAAGUUCUUCACAGUUUCUGUUGUGAUCAAUGACAAGGAAGUGUAUGACACCUAUGUGCUUCAUAAUAGCUCGGUUCUUUCGAGGAUGGUGUUGAGCCAUGACGGACUUUGGGAGCGGCUAACAUGGACCGAUCGAACCCAAAGUUGGCAAGUUUUCGUCACGGUUCAAAUGGACCCUUGUGACAGUUAUGGACUAUGUGGUGCAUAUGGCAGCUGCAAUGCAAGUAACAGUGUAAAAUGCAGUUGUCUGAAAGGAUUUGUGCCGAAGUUUCAGAAGGAUUGGGACACUCAAAACUGGUCUCACGGUUGUGUUAGAAGAACCACAUUGAACUGCUCGAGUGAUCGGUUUUUGAAGUAUUCGAACGUGAAGUUACCGGAUUCGAGACAGUCAUGGUUUAGUUACAGUAUAAAUCUUGAUGAGUGUAAGAAUUUGUGUACUAGAAAUUGUUCUUGUACUGCAUAUUCCAAUUUGGAUAUUAGAGAUGGAGGAAGUGGGUGCAUGCUUUGGUUUGUUGAUCUGGUUGACAUUCAACAAUUCAGUGAAAAUGGACAAGAUUUAUAUUUAAGGAUGGCUGCAUCAGAACUAGAGAGCACAAAAUCCAAGGACAAGGAAAGAAUUUGGGUUGCAUUCAUCUCAAUGUUAUCUGCAGCAGUGUUGAUCUUUGGAUUAACCUUGAUCUUAUAUAUUUGGAGGAAGAGACGCCAUGAAAACCCUGGAUUGACCACAUCCACAUUUAUUCCUGAAAGUGGCCUCGGUGUUAAAAAUCAGAACGAAGAGUUCGAGUUAACAUCAUUUGAUUUAGCCACAAUUGUUCUUGCAACUGAUAACUUUUCGAUCAAGAAUAAACUUGGACAAGGCGGUUUUGGAUCCGUCUAUAAGGGGUUGUUGAAGGAUGGGCGAGAAAUUGCAGUAAAGAGGCUAUUGAGAAGCUCUGGAGGAGGACUUGAAGAGUUCAAAAAUGAAGUCAUGCACAUUGCAAAACUUCAGCAUCGAAACUUAGUGAAGCUUUUAGGAUGCUGCAUACAUGCCGAUGAAAAGAUCUUGAUCUAUGAAUUUAUGCCGAACAAAAGCCUCGACUUCUUUAUUUCCGAUGAAACUCAGAGCAAGCCACUAGAUUGGCCUACACGAUAUAACAUUAUCAAUGGGAUUGCUCGUGGUCUGCUGUAUCUCCAUCAAGAUUCAAGACAGAGAAUAAUACAUAGAGAUUUGAAAGCUGGUAAUGUUUUAUUAGACUAUGAAAUGAACCCCAAAAUUUCAGACUUUGGAUUGGCUAGAAGUUUUGGAGAAAAGGAAACCGAGGCAAACACAAAGAAAGUUGUGGGAACAUAUGGUUACAUGGCUCCAGAGUAUGCAAUUGAUGGACUAUACUCCAUUAAAUCUGAUGUCUUCAGCUAUGGCGUAUUGGUGCUCGAAAUAGUAACUGGAAAGCGUAACAGAGGUUUCUGCCAUCCAGAUCAUCAUCUUAAUCUUCUUGGCCAUGCAUGGAGACUGUUUGGUGAAGGAAAAUCCAUGGAGUUGAUGGCAUCAACAGCGAGGGAAACUUGUAAUCCAUCUGAAAUGUUGAGAUCAAUCCACGUUGGCCUGUUAUGCGUGCAACAAAGCCCGGAGGAUAGACCGAACAUGGCUAGUGUAGUACUGAUGUUGGGAAGUCAAGGGCCAUUGCCGAACCCUAAACAACCAGGUUUUUUCACUGAACGCGAUGUCAUUGAAUCCACAUCUUCUUCAUCGAACACCCAAAAACUCUUAUCGUCUAAUGAUUUCACCAUUAGACUGUCGGAAUCAAGAUAAAAGAAAAGAAAUGCUAACUUUUCAAUGUUGGUUUUGCUUGACUUGAUGAACUCCUUGGAAUUGAUUGUAUUAAGUCAUUGAAACAA
Molecule: messenger RNA, 2678 nt
Organism: Hibiscus syriacus
Lineage: Eukaryota; Viridiplantae; Streptophyta; Magnoliopsida; Malvales; Malvaceae
Product: G-type lectin S-receptor-like serine/threonine-protein kinase At4g27290
Exons: 7
Coding region: 121-2592 (823 amino acids)
Biological process (GO): recognition of pollen; protein phosphorylation
Molecular function (GO): protein serine/threonine kinase activity; ATP binding
Source: RefSeq, a predicted model, not a curated record